UUUAAUAAAAACUUUAUUUCACAUAUAAUAAAUAAGUUAUAAAUAAAUAAUGGAGGUUGAUGAAAAUAAUUUAGGAAAACUAACAGAGCAAUCAUUUAAACGUAAAGAGCGGCUACUUAAACUACGGGAACAAGCCAGUAAAGCAAAUAAAAAUAAUAGCGAAAGUGGCGAGAAACUACCAAAACCGGUGUUUCGCAGUUAUAAACCACUUAAUGAAAGCACAAAUGCUGAGGUGUUAGAACAGGAACCCACUGGUGACAUUGAAAAAGCGGUUGAGAAUCAAUUGGAACUGUUACAACAACCGAUGACUGUCGACGAGAUAGACAUAACAAAUCUAGCACCACGUAAACCAGAUUGGGAUUUAAAACGUGAAAUUAGUAAAAAACUUGAUAUACUACAGCGACGUACGCAGAAGGCUAUAGCUGAACUAAUACGUGAACGUUUAAAAAAGAACCAAGAUCAAGAUAUUUUUCAAGCUGUUAAUGUUGGCACAGCACAUGUAACUGACCAAGUAGAUAACGAUGAUGAAACGUAAAAGAAAUUUAGUUGUAGUUUAUAGUUUUUAAUAGAUAUUUUUUUUAUUCAAAUAAAAUAUGUAUGUGUUCAUAAAUAGUACUUUUUGUCAUUUAAAGAUAUCUCCUGAGAUUACAUAUAUUGUGUUAGAUAUUGAUCACACUUGCGUACGCUAGACCCGUAUUAACUUACAUACUAUACUAUUCCAUUAUAUAAACUGCAAGGCUUUAUACUUUACAGUGAAUUUUUAAAUGAUGAUGCUACCAAAUUCU
Molecule: messenger RNA, 785 nt
Organism: Teleopsis dalmanni
Lineage: Eukaryota; Metazoa; Arthropoda; Insecta; Diptera; Diopsidae
Product: coiled-coil domain-containing protein 12-like
Exons: 2
Coding region: 50-535 (161 amino acids)
Cellular component (GO): post-mRNA release spliceosomal complex; U2-type spliceosomal complex
Source: RefSeq, a predicted model, not a curated record